AACUUCUUUCCUACUCGUAUUUCCCUACAUAAUAAAUGCAUCGCAUUGAAAUAAAACUUGUUCGCACCAAAUCCCUAAAGGAAAACGGCUUAGACUGCGUUUCACUAAGCUUAGUUUCAACUUUACACUGCAAGAUUCAUGGAAGGAAAAUGCUAGCUUAGCACGAACGUACUGAGAAAUGUGCCACUUAACUAUGAUUUACCUUGUGCCGAAUUGGUUCUACCACUUCUACCUAUUUCUAUACAUACAUAUUAUACACUGAUCAUCGCAUCUUCCAGUAUCGUGUCGUAGUGUAUCUUUUAGAAAGACGCCUGUUAAAUUCAACAAAGCAAAGUCACAAUAAUGUUUUAAUGUAAUGAACUAUAUUUAUAGGAACACAAAUUUUAUUAAGAAUAGGUAAAUUACCUUAUUUUACGUACACAAUUACAGCAUCCAUAAAUUGAAAAUAAAAAUCAUGAAUUAAACGCCAUCUCUUGUCGAACAACAGAACUUUAUAGGUCACUAAAUGGCUAAAGCACGACUGCACAACGAACAGCGUUCAAGAAACUUCUGCUCCAGUCCGAAGUGUUCCAGAUACGUGGUCCUACCAGCUGUUCGUAUCGAUUUCCACAGUACCCGCAGACAAAUUCACUGCAACCACCACGGCCGCGGCCCACGGCUUUAAAACAAUAUGAAAUAAUACACAGAAACCUUAAUCAAACCAAAAAUGUUUAGUUUAGUUUACGUAACAAAAAACCAAGAAAUAAACCGAGUUUAAGCUAUCGACCGGUGUUUAGUUUUAGGUUAUGUUAUGAUGUGUAUUUAAAUACAAGUGUACCAUGUAAACAAAAAUAAUGGAGAAAUUGGGAAGUGGAUUGCACCGGAGGAAUUUUAUAAGCACGCACGCUGACGAUAUCCCCAUGGACACUAUCCGAUUGGUGUCACCUAUUAAUAGGCUUGCGUUAUUUCAAGGGAACUUUAUCAAUGACGAUGAGGAUGACUUUCCUGAGAAGCCGAGUAAAUUCAAGACCAAGGUGAUCAUAGGCUCGCUAGCGCUCCUCCUGGUUAUCGCGGCGUUCUGUGGCUUCAUCAUCAGCAACUCUAACGUCAAGAAACAGAGCUCCGAGCCCCCGGACCCGGUGGAGCCGUUGAAACCUUCGGCUUCUUGGCUACAUGUGUUCAAGAAAGCAGCAGUGUGUACUGACGCGCCUCCUUGUUCGGAAAUAGGAAGACAAAUCCUCGGCCAAAAUGGAUCAGCGGUGGACGCAGCGAUCGCCGCCAUGUUUUGCAACGGGUUCCUCAAUCAGCAGAGCAUGGGUCUCGGCGGCGGGUUCUUCAUGACAGUCUACAUCAGAGAUGAAGAGAAGGCGUACACCGUCAACGCGAGAGAAACAGCGCCUUUGGCCGCUACAAGAGAUAUGUUCAAAGGAGACGCUUCUAAAGCCUCUAAAGGACCUCUAGCAAUAGGAGUACCAGGAGAGCUCCGAGGAAUGUGGGCAGCACACAAACGGUGGGGCAAGCUGCCGUGGGCCGAGCUGAUCGCGCCCACCAUGGGAUUCUGCAGCUAUGGCUUCCAGGUAUCCAAGGUCAUGUUCGACGGACUGCUGGCCGCGCCGUAUAUAAAGAGUGACCCAAUAUUAAGAAAAAUGUAUGUGGACCCGUCAACCAACAACUUCUACAACCCAGGAACGAUAGUGAAGCCGAGCGAAGCCUUCUGCAAGACUCUUCGCCUCAUUGCCGAGAGGGGAGGCGACGAGCUCUACAACGGUAGCCUGGCUAAGGACUUCCUGGACGACCUGAAGAGAGUCGGCAGCAUCAUCUCCGCUGAGGAUCUGAGGAAUUAUGAGGCAAAAGUAUCAGAGACCAUCGACGUACGAUUAGAAAACGGGGAAAGACUACACGUGCCCCCACCGCCCAGCAGUGGGCUCAUCCUAGCCAACAUCCUGAACGUGCUGUCGGGGUACAACUUCGGGCCGCACAGCAUCAACACGACAGAGGACAAAAUCCUCACAUACCAUAGGAUUAUAGAGGCAUUUAAGUUCGCCUACGCGACGAGAACUAAGUUGGGAGAUGCUGCGUUUUUGCAGUUAGAUGAGUUAAUAAAAAACGUGACACAGCCCGAAUACGGGGCAGAAAUCCGCAGCAGAAUCAACGACUCAAUGACAAGCAAUGACUCCUCGAUAUACGGUGCGGAGGUGUACCAGCAACCUGAUGCUGGCACAGCUCACAUCUCUGUUAUAGCCAGUAAUGGAGACGCUGUGUCCGUCACCAGCUCUAUCAACUACUAUUACGGCUCCGGCUUCACGACCUUGAACACGGGCAUCGUAAUGAACAACGUGAUGGACGACUUCUCCUCUCCAGGCAUCACUAACUACUUCGGCCUGGAGCCUUCCCCGGCCAACUUCAUCGCGCCAGGAAAGAGACCUUUAUCUUCCAUGAGUCCUAGCAUUAUUUCUGAUACAGUAGGCAAUGCCAAAAUGGUGCUUGGAGCUUCUGGAGGCACUAAGAUAACCACAGCCGUUGCCUUGGUGGCCAUUCGCAAGCUAUGGUUCCAGCAGACGAUCAAAGAGGCAGUGGAUGAAGCGCGGAUACAUCAUCAAUUGCUGCCCAUGCAAGUGGAAUACGAGUUUGGAGUUACCGAGGGAAUCGUGAAUGGCCUAAAAGCGAAAGGCCACGUCAUGACCCGCUACCGCGGCCGCGGCUCAAUCGUGUGCGCCCUCUACAGGAACAAAACGGCAAUAUACGCCAACGCCGACUUCAGGAAAGGAGGCGAUGUUUCUGGUGACUAGAUCACACUUUUAAGUCCACAGUCGUACUGAAUCUCAUGCACCUACGAGUUAAAUUACUUAAAUAAGACUUGAAAUGAAUUAUUAGGCGUAAAUCAGUAAAAAAACAUGUCACUGUAAAAUAUAAUAUAUCCAUCUCUAAAGACCUGGGUCCUUGUUUCGCUAGUUUAACAACUACUUUGGGCCAUGUUCCUAAAUAUUUAAAUCAUUUUGUAAUUGUGUUAUCAUUAUUAAGCUACAUUCAAUACCUCACUCGUGAGCCUCAUAGGAGUUGUUAAGUGCGUGAAAUAGGUUCCAGUCUUUUCACUUAGAUAGGAAAGUAGCUUCCGUGCUCUGUGAUUAGGUACAUGCGAAUGAUGCGAAAACUUUUAUGACGAGCACUUGGUGUCGCAUUUAUUAGUUUUAGUAAGUUCGAAGUGGUACAGUCAGCAUCAAAAGUAGCGGAUGAAACAACGCGCCAAAAGUAUCUGAUAUUCUGAAUAACUUUUCCAAAUAUAGAUACAUUUUUAAAAUUCGCGCUCAAAAGUAUAUAUUUUACAGUCUUUGUUGUUCUAUAUUAAAGACAUCACUUUUUGUUAAGCUGUUACAGAAUGGUAGAUACUUAUGAAACGUUAUUUGAUCCGCUACUUUUGAUGCUGACUGUACCUACUAGAAAUAAGAGAGUGUUUACAUCUAACUUAAAGAUGCGUCCAGAUUGUUUCGUCCUUGACACAGUGAACAGUGAACUCAUGAUACGUUUCAUAGCGUUAUAAGGGUUAAAAUCCUUCAGUUAUGAACACCUAACAAUUUAGUGAAUGCUGUUAGAUAUAUAACAUUAUCUCUUAAUAGGUAACCGACAAGUUGUCGGCAGUGGAACCAACAUUGAGGCAUGUUAACUUAAUGAAAUAUAUAUACACUAUCGCAUCCGAUAUAAAGACAAAAAUCGAUAUGUCCCCAACCGUGACAGAGCUCAGACAAUAAUGUUUGCGGGCUCUAAACUAAACGAUUGUUAGAGGGCUCAAAUAUCACCUUAAGUCUAAAAUUGGUGAUUCAAUUUGCGAUUGACGCCAAUUUCUUUUCGGUUCAAAUCGGUCGUCUGGACUGGCCUUUACGUCACAAACCUAAUCGGGAUUAUCUAGAUACGAGUAUAUACUAGAAAACGGAUGAAAAUAGUUAAAAAUAAGAGAAAUGUACAGUGUUUACCGAUAGUUCUCAUAUUUUAAUAGUAUUAAUUAGUAAUUACUAUUUUUCUGGCUCAAAUUUAUCUAUAUCUCUAUCACAAUGCUUAAAGCAUAGUACAACACAAACAGCAAGCUCGGUUCUCCAUACAAACGUAGUUGUGAGCUCUGAUUCUACAAGUUCUACAACGACAAGCUAGAUUGGUCUGAAACUUACUUACAUAGGAUAAGAUAUACGAGUAGAUAUACAUAGAUAUGUGUAAUUAGUUGUUGUAGCUUCAGAUACCAUAGUUAAAAAAAUAUAAGUAGCGAAUUUAAUUUUUUAACACACAACCUGUUUUUGCUCUAUUUCGUUGGUUUUAUAAGCUGGAGCUAAGGUACGAGUAGAAGAACUAGUGCUCGACGCUGCACUAGUCACCGACAUGGGCACUGCAGCGUCGAGCACUAGUACCUCUACCUUAUAUAAACUCAUGUCAUGUCACUGUAUGUGCAAAGUUUCGUUAUAACCCAACACGUAGUUUUAAAAUGAGAACGAAACUCCGUUUGUAUGGAAGGUGAGAUUCGGCCGAGCUUGCUGCGGACUCUUAAAUAAAUUCCCUUGUUCUAAACGCAUCUGAGAAGACAACUGCUCCUGACGUUGCAUAUCCAUUCGUAAACCUUAUUGUAACGUUAUAAGGUCUAACAAUGGUAAUUUAUCUUACGUAACUCCUUGAGUCCCAGGCAACAUGCUAAAAGUAUCUCGAACCCGCCGCCAAAAUUGAUACAUAACGAAAAUAUAACGAGUAAAAGUUGUAUGUAACUUAUACUCGCUCUAAUUUCUUUGCAUUGGGUACAAUUUCUAGCAACAAAAACUCGUACCAGACAUAUAUAUACAAGGUGCCCACGAGGUAACCACUCAUUACUGAGGCCAAAGGAAGGAAUAAAUUUUAUAUGAGUUUAGGUCAAGUUCGCAGUUUUUUUUUGUUUUUUCUAUUUUUUGUAUGUAUAUGUGCAUAAAAUGUAAACGGUAUUUGUAAAACUGUAACUCAAAAAGAAUUUAAACUUUUUUUAAACCUAUUUUUUGCAAAGUGUUACUUGUCACGUUUUGACUAUCAAUAAGGAUAUUCGGACUAGGUGUCAUAGUGGCAACAUCGCCAUCAAAAAGGCGUUUUGCACUUAGUAACAAUAAAAAAAUGAUUUUUUUGUAAGUGGUUUUAACUCUGAAAAUAGGCAAAAUCCAAAAAAGUUUAUAGCACAUUUUAGUCUUUAAAUAUGAUCAGGAAUAUACUUACUGUUAAAAUCUCUCGCAAUGCUCACGGCCACCGUGUAUAUAUGCCAAAUAUGUGUUAUUUGAAUGUUCAUGACAAAUUUCAUGUUAUUUGUAUUUUAUUGUCAUUUUAAAAUGAAAUCUUAACUUCGAUUGUAUGGUAGCGGCCAAGUGCGUGUGACUCCUAAGAGGGAAGAAUAGCUUUGCGAUCCUAGCAAAUUAACGGUAUUUUUCUAUGAAAUUCUUUAAUAAAAAAUCGCAUAUAACCGAUUUGCAAAACCAAAGUGAUUUCAUAAGUGUUCCGUGAACAAAGUUUUGUACAGAACACUAAAAAUAAAAAAAAUAUGGAGAAUGGAAAAUAUUUAAAGAGGAAAAACGUUUUUUCUUUUUGUACGGACGAUCACGUGCUCUUUUCUCUUACGUCCCAAGGGUUAUAGUUAUGACAUCUCGUACAUUUUGUAUGAAAUAGCGCGUCAGUGGAACUCAGAGGGAACUACUCUGCCGACGCGAUAUCGCGUCCGCGGAACUCCAGGUAUUUACGCUGCGUUUCCAGGGAUGUGCUAGGAUGCGUAGCGUAGCGAGGGAUGUGUUUGUUGGACCAAUAGAAUAUUGUCAACUAGAUCUGCGCCGAGCGAGGAAGGGUAAUUAAGUGAUUUUAUUGGUUCCUAACAAAGUCAACCCUCGCUACGAAUCCUCGCUUGUCUCUGGUGGAAACGCAGCCUAAAAAUUGAUUUUCUUAGUUAUAAUACUUGUAUUGAUUUAUUGCUGUCGUGUCGUUAUUUAACGUUGUUGUAUUACCUAAGUAUUACAGUUUUCAAACGCCUGCUUAGUGACUUAGAGAAAUAAGUAAGCCGAGUGCUCAUUCCGUAUAUCAGGUUUCUUGCCAAAACGCUUAUUAUAUUCGUAGUCGACAUCUAGCGUCAAGUAGCGGAUUUAUCAGUACCGCUACUUGACAUUAGAUGUCACCAGUGUCGCGACAAAAAGUGUAUUGCUCAGCAAUUUACAACUAAUAUAACAAACAGGUGUUGAAAAUAGAGUUUCGGUUAUAAUAUUAGCUGAAAAUUAUUCGUAAUGUUGUUCGUCGCGACAUCCAUUGUUGAGUUGCGUUGCUACUAAUAAAUUAUUUUCGUAGUAGACAUCUAGCGUCAAAACGUUUUGGUAGGAAAAUUUAAGUAUUGAAUGAGCAUCCUAUACCUACUGACUUAUUUCUCUAUGUUAAUGAUGAAUAGUGUUUUAAAAUCAUAGAAACUAAAGAAAAAAAAAUUAAAACUUUAUUUUUAAAAAGCUACCCUAGUAGUUGUAUAAAUAUGUUCUGUUGAUGAAAGUGAGUUUGUUUCUAGACAAAAUGAAUUUGUAUGAAUUAUGCGCCUUAUUUCUUUCAAUGACAACUUUGUCACAACCCUAUAAUGACAAAUUGUGAUAUUAUUGUAUGAAAAAUCUAUAUUUAAAAUAGGUAUACUUAGGCACACCCAUUUUGUCAGCAGAAAAAGGCGGCAAAUGAAAAAAAAAUUAGGCGCGAAGACUUAAAUUCAAUUUUGCGUGUUAUGACACUUAUUAUGACUCCAUCAAGCUUUUGACGAUUCUGCUAAUGUCGAGAAUAUUUGAAUUUCGUGCCUUUUUCUACUGACAAAGUGAGUGUGACUGAGUAUAGCUACACCGCAAAGAAAAAAAACCUCUAAGGAAGAUUUUUCUGAAAUGAAUGAUUAUACUCUUUGGUAUACUUGUAUAAUUCGAUAGGUACUAAUGACAAAAAUAUCUAAAUUAUAAAUGUUAUUACAUGAUGUCCAAUUUGAAAAGUAUUAAUAAAACCUCUUUUUACGUCAUAA
This is a messenger RNA of Cydia pomonella (codling moth), 6994 nucleotides long. RefSeq names its product glutathione hydrolase 1 proenzyme-like. The record is from RefSeq and is a predicted model, not a curated record. NCBI's taxonomy places the organism in Eukaryota, Metazoa, Arthropoda, Insecta, Lepidoptera, Tortricidae. The transcript has 10 exons. Gene Ontology annotation, cellular component: plasma membrane. Gene Ontology annotation, biological process: glutathione catabolic process. Bases 834 to 2768 code for a protein of 644 amino acids. Gene Ontology annotation, molecular function: glutathione gamma-glutamate hydrolase.